UCGCCAUCGACGGCAUGAAUACAGGGAGCAAGAAAUGAGAGGGAAAUCAUUUGCAAGAAUCUUUUGAUUUAAAUAAAGAUGUAGGCUAUUUGGACUAUAAACAGUUUCAUGGACCGGGAGAUACACAGCGAGCGAAGACGAACCGUGCAGAAUGCAUACAAUUCAUAACGAAUUGCGCGGUAAACGUUAACAUUAGCGAGCUAAAUCUCAACAGCUUUCUGUUAUAUUCCCAGGCAGUGCUAUCCAGGCAGUAGCAAUAUUGCAUAAUUUAGGCAAAUCAUAAUUUAUUUCUGCUCCGCGUCGGCAACAUCAGUAUUUGGCUGGUUAGCUAACGAGGCAUGCUGUGCUAAAUUCAGUGCGCGAACAUGGACAUGCAUUCUGAAAUGUAUUACGGGGUUAGCUAGUUCUGCACAUUACCCGCCUGUCUCGCAUUCUGGUUGGAAUGGCAUCGUCGACAACGACCACACUCAUCUGCUUACAGUGGGUGCUGCAGUACGUGGUGUGUCGCGACGUCACCCUUCCCUCCGGACCCCUGUACCGGGUGGCAGGGUUCCCCCUGUCGCUGCCCUGUGUGGUUUCGGGGUUCGAGGGCUCGCGCACGCAGGACUUUGAGUGGUUCCUGCACCGCGAGGAUGCAGAGGGCCGGCAGAUCGGCGUGAUCUCCACGCGGGACCAGAGCUUCCCCUACGCCCCCUUCCUGCCCCGCGUGCGCUCCGGGGAGGUGCGGCUGGAGCGGGACGCGGGGGACAGGGUGCGGCUCGUGGUCCAGAGGCUGCGGCUCGAAGACCAGGGCCGCUACGAGUGCUACACGCCCAGCACCGACUCCACCUUCCAGGGCAACUACAGCGCCUCUGUGGUGGUCAAAGUGAUCCCUGACACCCUCCAGAUCAGCCACUCACGCUCUCUGAUUGGCCAGCCGCUGGCGGAGGGCUCUGAGCUGCAGCUGUCCUGCUCGGCCGCUGUCCAAUCGCAGCAGCACACCCACCUGUCCGUCACCUUCGGCGUGCAGGGGGCGGGGCCAGCGGUGGGCGGGGCCAGCCCACGGGAGGUCAUCUCAAUUGGCCGUGAGCUAGCAGUGGCGCCUGGCGUGGGCGGAGACUACAGGCGUCGCUAUGGUGACGGGGAGCUCACCCUGGAGAAGCAGCCGGGCCAGGCGGGCGACCGCGACCUGUACCUGAUGAAGAUGGCGGCCGUCGCCCCCGGCGAUGCGGGGGCCUAUCACUGUGAGGCGUCACAGUGGAUCCUGGAUCCGGAGGGGGUGUGGAAACGGAUCGCACAGCGCACCUUGGAUCUAGGCAACCUGACCGUGCAGCCCCUGGCUGAUUCGCUGACGGUUGCCGUGGUGCCGCGGGGGGAGGUGUGGCUGUCGGCCGGCUCUCCCCUCAGCCUGCUGUGUGAGGUGGGCGGAGUCGGGGCGUGGUCUCGCUCGGCCCUGCUGGUGCAGUGGCUGCAGCAGGGCGGGGCGGGCCCGGGGGGGGCGGAGGUGGAGGUGGCCCGUCUCAGCCCGGACGGGGCGGUCACCUGGGGCGGGGGGCCCAGCAGGGGGGCGGGCAGGGCCCUGGAGAAGGUGGGGGAGGGGCGGUACGCCCUGCGCCUGGUCUCCGCCUACCCGGCCGACGCCGGCGUGUACCAGUGCGCCGUCAGCGUCUACGCCGGGAAGCCCCGCCCCCAGCCCUCCACCCCCCCGACCAUCACCAAGAGGUCAGAGGGGCUGACCGUCCGGCUCAAGACCAAAGAGGUUAGUGUUUCCGCGGUAGCGGAGGUUGCUCGGGGGCCCCCGCUGAAGCGUGGCAGCACGGUGUCCCUGCUGUGUAACGUCUCCGUGACGACCGUGGGCCCCUCCCAGGUGGAGGUGCUGUGGUUGAAGGAGAGGGAGGCUCCGAAGGGGGCGGGGCUAUGGGCGGAGGAGGGGGCGGAGCGCCAGGAGGAGGGCGGGGCCUCGAGGCCUCUGGCCCAGCUGUCAUACGACGGCCUGUCCCGUUCCUACGGCAACAGCAGCGAGGUUAGCGUGGACCGGCUAGCGACGGGAUGCUACAGGCUGCGGAUCCACCAGGCGCAGCCCGAAGACCAGGGGCAGUACGCCUGCCUGGCGGAGGUGUGGGCCCUGGACCCCCACGGGGCCUGGUACAACACAGGGGCUCGGGCGGAGUCUGCCAGCGUGCGCAUCUACCUGUACUCCCGAGCGACGGAUCUCCUCCUCAUUCCGUUGGUGGUGGGCGUGUCCUCUGCCCUUUUGGUGGGCGUGUUCAUCGUCGCCACGGUGACCUGCUGCUUCAUGAACCGAUUGGCCAGGCAGCGCUCUCAGAAGUAGGGAGGAGGAGGAGGACCAGGAG
This is a messenger RNA of Conger conger (European conger), 2333 nucleotides long. RefSeq names its product immunoglobulin superfamily, member 8 (gene igsf8). The record is from RefSeq and is a predicted model, not a curated record. The transcript is spliced from 6 exons. The coding region runs from base 443 to 2311 and encodes 622 amino acids. Lineage: Eukaryota; Metazoa; Chordata; Actinopteri; Anguilliformes; Congridae.